This is a messenger RNA of Phytomonas sp. EM1, 807 nucleotides long. Lineage: Eukaryota; Euglenozoa; Kinetoplastea; Trypanosomatida; Trypanosomatidae. The record is from the annotation of a GenBank genome assembly.
AUGUCAGUUAUCGACCGCUCUGCUGGCUAUCGCACGGCCAAGGACGACGCCCCGCCGUACGAUCCCUCGCUCUGGGAGGGCCGCGACUGCGCCUACAUCACCUAUCUCGGGCGUCAGCUGAACGACCCGGUGGUCCGGCAACGUCUCGCCGCGCGGGCGUCCGAGCGGGGGCGACAGUUGGCGUCGAUAGCCUCCCCCCACAUAACGACGGAUACCACCCCUCCCCUCGUGCGGCCGCCGACCCUCCUAGAAGGAGCCAAGGGCUACGGCGGUCUCCUUUGGAGGUGGGCGAUUUCCUCUCUCGUUCGAUUCGCCACCUCCUUGGUACCGAGCGGUUUCCGCCACCCGGGGAUCCCGUCGAACGUUUCCCUCGAGGAGCUCUCCUCGGAGGAGUUGCUCACGGAAAUGCAGAUGGCGCUGGCCUCGGGCCACAUGGAGCGAUCCACCCAGAUCGCACGCGAGCUGGCCAGUCGCCGCGUGGCCUUCGAACUUCGGCCCGUCGCUGCGGAUCCGAAUACCCCCGCGAUGGCGCCCGCCCAGGCGAAGCGCGCCGAUCACCUCUCGGCGGGAUAUUCGGGCUGGAUUUCAAGCGCCCCACCCGCGAACGCAGACCCGUUUGGCAGGGUAAAUCCCCCAAGCUCAGGAGGGGUCUCACGUGAUUUUUCUCCCUUCGUCCGGGACGCCAGAUACGAAUUGAAGGCCCCGAUAGUCGGGGGCUACUCCUCUCGGGCGCCGUCUCUCCCUAGCCUUAACUCUGUCAUCCCGAGUAUCGAUCCCCCGUACCGGGAGUCUAAUCGACAUUACUAG